Misgurnus anguillicaudatus (oriental weatherfish) is the source of this 1385-nucleotide messenger RNA. It is a transcript of the gene taf8, whose product is annotated as TAF8 RNA polymerase II, TATA box binding protein (TBP)-associated factor. The record is from RefSeq and is a predicted model, not a curated record. NCBI's taxonomy places the organism in Eukaryota, Metazoa, Chordata, Actinopteri, Cypriniformes, Cobitidae. Gene Ontology annotation, biological process: transcription initiation at RNA polymerase II promoter. Gene Ontology annotation, cellular component: transcription factor TFIID complex. Gene Ontology annotation, molecular function: protein heterodimerization activity.
ACAAAAAGCAAUUUUCCGGUGGCCCUGGUACAGGGUUGCCAUUUUUACCCAAAUUAACAACACAAAAUAAACCUCUAAGGAAGUAAAUAAUGCACAGUUUGUGUAUUCACAAUUUUUAAAUAGCAGGAAAAACUCGCACGAGUAAAAUGGCAGAUUCUGCAGUGAUGGGGAGCGGCUCUUUUAACGCCGGAAACCGCUCAGGGUCCAGUAAAACCAGCACAAGUCCUUUAGAGAAUUACCAGCUGGCUCGACGAAGGACCCUGCAGGUGGUGGUGAGCUCUCUGCUGACGGAGUGUGGCUUUGACAGCGCGGAGAAAGCUGCAGUAGAAACCCUCACUGAGAUGAUGCAGAGCUAUAUAACUGAAGUUGGACGUAGUGCGAAGGCGAACUGUGAACACACUGCUAGAAGUACUCCUACACUUUCUGAUGUGGUCAUAACGCUGGUCGAAAUGGGAUUUAAUGUGGAUACUCUUCCAUUGUAUGCCAAAAGGUCUCAAAGGAUGGUCAUAACUGCACCACCAGUUACAAAUGCUCCCGUGGUCCCGAAAGCCCUCAUGGCCGGACAGAAGCGCACCCACCCUGCGCACAUCCCAAGUCACUUCCCGGAAUUCCCAGAUCCUCAUACUUACAUCAAAACGCCAACCUUUCGAGAGCCUGUGUCAGAUUACCAGAUAGUAAGAGAGAAGGCAGCCUCACAAAGGAGAGAUGUGGAACGCGCUCUCACACGCUUCAUGGCCAAGACUGGAGAAACACAAUGUCUCUUCAAGGAUGACACCAGUACCUUUCCCUUAAUCGCUGCUCAUCCAAAUUCCAUCCCGUACCUGAGCGCCUUGCUACCCUCUGAACUAGAGCUUCAGAUGCUGGAGGAAACCGAUUCAUCUGAACAGGACGACCAGACCGACACAGAAAACAAUCCCAGCAACAUUAUGCAGGACGACUCCGGUGGAGAUAAGGAGAAUGCAGUUCUUCCACCAGGUGGUGGUGUAUCUGCAGGGAAGGCUAAUGAGGAAAAUAUGAUUGACAACCCUUAUCUACGACCAGUCAAAAAGCCCAAAGUUAGAAGGAAGAAAUGAAAAUGGCGAUAUUGACUUAUCUGUUUGUACAUUAUCCCAUAAUCGUGACUUCUUAGCAUUUGCUAAUCACAUUGUGAAACCGGACGUUAUGGCCAACAUGAGGAACAAGACUUGAAACAACUGCAAUUUGGAAACAAUGUCUCAACGGUUUAGCGAGCGCUUCAGCCGUGGUCCGCCAAGUUACUUUUGGCUUUUAUUUUUAUAAAAUGACAGUUGCACUGUCAAAAUUUCACAAAAGUAGUUUCCAAAGAGUAACACCAAUUUUCAUCCAAAAUGUUAUAAUUUAUGAUUUUGAUAUGUCACAUCCUAAAA